ACCUACCUUAUGGGGAACACAAGUUUCUGCUGCACGACCAGACCACACCUAAAACCAGAAGAUACAAAGAAGAGCAUGCAAUAUUGAGAAGAUAAUCAUAUUAUAAAAAGUGCACAAAAAGGUUCAGGUUCGAGUUCAAAAGAUAAUAAAAACAAAAGAACAAUUCAAAAGAAGAAUGAAACAAAACAGAAGUUAGAUAUGAGAUCUAUCAAGAAAAUAUCUUCUCAAAACCCUAAAAAGAAGAAGGUUAAGAAGAUUAUGAAGAAAAAAUCCCAAACUCAUAAUGCUUUACCUCUCUGCCCUUUUAAACAAAAGAAGGCCACUUCCUCCAAAACCAUCAGUACUUUCCCUUCAUCAGCCGUUACACACCAGUCAACAUCCUCUCUCCCUCCUGUUAGUACUGAAGAUCUUACCAAACAAUUCAUAUUCGAGAUGAAGCAGGUGAGGAAGAGCACAAGAGCAAAAGUGGGAUUGUUUAACAGCACGAGGAAAUCAAUGCAUUGUAAAGACACGAUCAAGGAGGUGGGACUCCAGAACUAUAAAGAGUAUUGAGACUAUUUGAGAGAAUCAAUGAAACAUAGGAAUUCGUUCUUCGCUUAAAUAUUCUUAUAAAGCAAUAUUUUACCAACUUUCAAA
This is a messenger RNA of Moneuplotes crassus, 636 nucleotides long. NCBI's taxonomy places the organism in Eukaryota, Ciliophora, Spirotrichea, Euplotida, Euplotidae. The record is from the annotation of a GenBank genome assembly.